Molecule: messenger RNA, 6281 nt
Organism: Cercopithifilaria johnstoni
Lineage: Eukaryota; Metazoa; Nematoda; Chromadorea; Rhabditida; Onchocercidae
Source: the annotation of a GenBank genome assembly
AUGAAUUCAUCGGGUGAAGUGCCGUUUUGGCGAGAUCAAGAAGAAAUUGUCAUCACUGGCAUUUCUGGGCGUUUUCCACGCUGCGAAAAUGUUCAAGAAUUCGGUGACUUACUAUUAGCUGGUGAAGAUCUUGUCACCGAAGAUAAUUUGCGCUGGCCACCUGGGGUUUUCGAUUUGCCGAAACGUCAUGGAAAAUUGAAAGAUUUAAAAAAAUUUGAUGCGCAAUAUUUUGGUAUAACUCCGAAGCAGGCUAAUUAUUUGGAUCCUCAAGUACGAAAAUUGUUGGAAGUGACGUUGGAGGCGAUCAUCGAUGCUGGUUUAAAUCCAACCGAACUCCGCGGUUCAAGGACAGGUGUUUUUGUGGGUUGUUCAGCUUCCGAAACUGGUGGAGUGUUAACUCAAGAUCCAGAAACCGUUACUGGAUAUACAUUGACAGGAUGCGUACGCUCAAUGUUCAGCAAUCGCCUCAGUUUUACGUUCGACUUAAGAGGACCGUCUUUCUCUGUGGAUACGGCUUGUUCUUCAUCUUUAUGCGCGCUCCAGCUAGCUGUUGACGCAAUACGACAGGAACAGUGUGAUGCGGCAAUUGUAGCUGGAGCUCAUCUAACUUUAACACCUACUGCAGCUUUACAGUUCCUUCGGCUUGGCAUGCUGUCCGAUAAAGGGAGCUGCCGUUCGUUCGAUGCUUCGGGUGAUGGAUAUUGUCGCACGGAAGCUGUUGCUGCAAUAUUGCUUCAGAGACAAUCGGCAGCCAGACGAAUUUAUGCUACUGUAGUUCAUGCAAAAAGUAAUACUGACGGUUAUAAAGAGCAGGGCAUUACCUUCCCAUCAGGCGAACGCCAGGCAGCAUUAUUAGAAGAAGUAUAUCGUGAGGCUGGAGUUGACCCUAACACAGUGACUUACGUGGAAAGUCAUGGAACGGGUACGAAAGUUGGUGACCCUCAAGAAGCAAACGCUAUAUGCCAAGUUUUUUGCCAGAACCGGAAUUCUGCACUUCUUGUCGGUUCAGUUAAAUCAAACAUGGGUCAUGCAGAGCCAGCAUCUGGUCUAUGUUCAAUUGCAAAAGUUCUAAUAACAAUGGAGCGUGGUUUCAUACCACCAAAUUUGCAUUAUAAUGAGCCUAAUCCAUAUAUUCCUGGUCUCGUUGAUGGUCGAUUGCAGGUCGUUACUGAAAAGACACCAUUUCAACGCGGUUUAGUUGGCAUCAAUUCGUUUGGCUUUGGUGGCAGCAACACUCACAUCAUACUCCGUCCGGCAAGUCAUGAAGAGAGUAAACCGGCACCAACAACAUUUAUGAAAAUCAUUCCAUAUUCUGGAAGAACAAUAGAAGCAGUAAACAACAUUUUCGACUGUGUCUUAGCCCAUCCAGAAAAUAUUUAUCUGCAACAGCUACUGGCAAAUCAGGCCAAUUUGCCAGCUAAGGAUACACCGUAUCGUGGUUACAUGAUUAUUAAUCGUGACAAAAUUCCUCACCCGCCAGAUGCAAAAAAAGAUCCAGAACUGCCACCUCUUCGAGAUAUACAGAAAAUAAUAAUCACUGAACCAAAACAGAUUUAUUUCAUUUAUCCAGGUAUGGGUAGUCAGUGGGCUGGAAUGGUUAGACAGCUUAUGUCGAUAUCUGCUUUUGAUGCAUCCUUGAGAAGUUCCAGCGAUGCUGUCAUCGAUUUUGGUGUCAAUGUUUACGAGAUGUUGCAGAGUGAUGACCCAAGCUUUUAUAAAAAUAAUACAUUGAAUUGCAUGCUUGCAAUUACCGCCAUACAGAUUGCCUUAACAGAUGUGCUCUUCCUACUGGGUAUUACACCAGACGGAAUAAUUGGACAUUCGACAGGUGAAAUGUGUUGUGGAUAUGCUGAUGGUGGACUUACGCGUGAACAAACGAUGCAUUUGGCUUAUCAUCGCGGUCGCACCAUUAUGGACGCAAAUAUCAAAGGUGGUAUGGCUGCCGUAGGCCUAUCGUGGGAAGAAGCCACAAAACGAUGUCCAAAAGGUGUCAUUCCAGCUUGUCACAAUGCUGUUGAUUCAGUAACAAUUUCCGGUGAUGCUGAAAAAAUUGAAGAAUUUGUUGAAGAGUUGAAAAAAGAAGAUAUAUUCGCAAAACUUAUUGAUUCAUCAGGAAUCCCAUUUCAUUCACCAGCUAUGCUUAAGGUCAAAGACAAAAUGCUUAAAGCAAUGCGUACAAGCGUGCCAGAUCCAAAACCGCGAUCCUCUCGGUGGAUUUCAACCUCAAUUCCUGAAAGUAAUUGGGAAAAUGAAUUGGCACAAAUGUGUUCAGCAGAUUACCAUACUAACAAUGCUGUAAGCCCAGUGCUUUUCUAUGAAGCACUGCAAAAAAUACCGGCAAAUGCAGUAACAAUUGAAAUUGCACCACACUGCUUGAUGCAUGCAAUCCUGCGUCGUUCGUUGCAGAAAACCUGCACCAAUGUGGGUCUAAUAAACAUGAAAGAAAAAGAUCGUGAACUGGAAUCGUUUUUGCAGGCUUUGGGGAAGAUUUACCAGACAGGAAUAACCAUCCAUAUCGAAGCCUUGUAUCCAGCUAUACAAUAUCCCGUUCCGAUUGGUACACCCAUGAUAUCUGCCAUGUGGCGCUGGGAUCAUAGUCAAGACUGGCCGGUUAUCGACGGUAAAACGCUUUCAACCGCAGGUGGUGGACAAUUACCAACGUCAUACUGUUAUACAAUUGAUCCUUUUGCAUCUGAUUCUAAGGAAACAUUUUUGCUUGAUCACAUCAUCGAUGGCCGCGUAUUGUAUCCAUUCACUGGACAUAUGGUAUUGGCAUGGAAGACUAUAGCAAAAUUGAAUGGUGUAGACUUCCUGAAAACGCCUGUCAUUCUGGAAGAAAUCCGAGUGUACAGUGCAACAAUCGUGACUAAACCAAUUCGUUUGGAUGUUAUUGUAACACCAGGAAAUGGAUACUUCGAAAUUUUGGAUGGUGACCAACUAGCGGCAUCCGGUUAUAUCCGUAUUGUCGAUGAAGAUGUGCCAUUUUACUACAAAAAUAUCGAUGAAAUUCAAACGUCCGAAAUUGCAGAACGUAUCGAAUUAGAUACGGAAGAUGCUUAUAAGGAAUUUUUACUUCGUGGAUAUGAAUACGGCCAGGCAUUUCGUGGAAUAUAUCGAGCAUGCAACAGUGGAGAACGUGGAAUGCUUUACUGGACCGGCAAUUGGGUAACGUUUCUAGAUUCACUUUUACAAACAGCUUUGCUAGCUGAACGAGCAGAUAGUCUUCGGUUACCUACCCGAGUGCGCUAUUUGCGAAUUGAUCCAGUUAAACAUAUGGAACAUAUCCAAGAAAGAGAUGGUAUACAAGUAAUUGAAUUGCGUAAUGAUGUAGCAACCAACGGCUGCAUUGCCGGUGGUGUUGAAUGCUGUGAUUUGACGGCACAUACGGUCGCUCGCCGAUUACAAUCUGCUGGGCAACUUUAUUAUGAGAAAAUCUACUUUACCAAACACUUUGAUAUGAAAGCUUUCGAUGAAUUUUUGCAUAUUCGUGAAGAGCUGAAUGCUUAUCGAGAUUUUCUUCGAUCAAUGCUGGCCAAUGGUUUAGCAAAAUGGGAAGUCAAUGGCUGUCUGAAGGAACUGACUAAUGGUGCGCUUCUUUCGGAUGCUGUUCGUAAAUUCACAAAGUUCAUGAAUCCAGUCAGUGAAGCGGAACACAAACGAUGGCUCGAUGACUCACAGUCACCAGUUGCGACAGUUUUUGACGAAAUUUUCGCCAUCGAAAUUGGUGACAAUCCCAAAGAUCUCAAAAAUAAGGUGGCAGAAAAAAUGCAAAGUAUGUUGAAAAUCUUCAACGUAGAUCGUUUAUGGAGCGCUGCUAUUGUCCAUGAUAGGAUUUUGAAAACAGUCCAGGACACAUGCAUUGAGAAUUCAAUUGGACAUAACUGUAAAGUGUGUGCACUCGAAUUCAAUUCAACCGAACAGCUUAAGUUUUUUGUUGACGCAGUAAACUCACAUCCGCUUCUGGAAGUGGAAUGGCUGUGUGUCGGACCCAAAGUAGAUGACAUGGAUGAAAGCACUCUGGUACAGCUUGGUGUUAAAAAAAUAACGACUGUUUUAGAUGACAAACAAUUCGUGCCAGCUGCUGAAAUCAAAAACUGCGACAUAAUAAUUUUGGAUAAAAUACUAUCACGGAAGAAAGACAUAGUACAGUAUCUGUCGAGGUGUAAAGAAAUGUUACGUGAUGAUGGCUUCAUCAUUUUAGUCGAAACAACAUCUGACUAUGAAAUUGCUCUCGCAAUCCAAGGUCUUAGUGCAGAAAUAAUAAAUAUCAGUGAUUCUGGACGUAUAUAUGGUGCUUAUUUUACACAUGAUCAGUUGCUGAAAUUAUUUGAGGAAUGCGAAUUUCGCCUCUGUAAUUAUCAGAGUGAUCCUUCGAUGAUGACCACAAUGUAUGCUAUCCGAAAAAUUCCAUCACAAGCUAGAGAGCCAAUAGUAAUUGACGUGGAUGAUAUUGAAGAAUUUACUUGGAUCGAACCAUUACAAAAAGCAAUUGAAGAACGUUUGAACGAGCCGGACUACAGGACUAUUUGGCUUACCAGUACAACAGUACGCAACAACGGUUUACUUGGACUAGCCCUUUGUUUCAAUGAAGAAAAUUUAAAAUCAAAUCGUUUUCGAACCUUGAUUGAUAUGAGUGUCAAGAAAGAAAAUCGUACUGGUCCAGCCCAAAUUGGAAUGGAAAAUGAGUCCGUUAAACAGUUGGUGAAACUUGAUCUCCAUGCUAACAACUACCGCGAUGGUGUGUGGGGCUCCAUACGUCAUUUUGUUGUUAAGGAUGACGAAAUGCACUUAUAUAAAAAUGUGGACCAUGCUUUCAUAAAUACUUUGAUUCGCGGCGAUGUUAGUUCAUUGACGUGGUUCGAAUCGCCAAAUCAGUUCUUUGAAGAUACUCGUCAAAAAAACCCUUCACUAGAGUUGUGCCAUGUCUAUUAUUCAGCAAUUAAUUUCCGCGAUGUCAUGCUUGCAUAUGGACGACUUCCACCGGAUGCUAUCCCGGGACAGUUCGCUGAUCGCGAAUGCUUGUUGGGUAUGGAGUUUUCGGGACGGCUGAAGGAUGGUACUCGUUUGAUGGGUGUAUUACCGGCACAAGCCUUAGCGACUUCUGUAAUUGUUAAUCGUGAAUACGCAUGGGCCGUUCCGGAUAACUGGUCACUCGCAGACGCUGCAACGGUACCAAUCGUAUAUACCACUGCGUACUAUGCGCUUGUGAUGCGUGGUCGCAUCAGACGGGGUGAUAAGGUUUUAAUUCAUGGAGGUUCGGGUGGUGUUGGCCAAGCUGCAAUCGCUGUUGCUUUAUCACGCGGCUGUGAAGUUUACACUACAGUUGGAAAUGCUGAAAAGAAGGCAUUUUUGCAAAAACGUUUCCCACAACUAAAGGAUAGACAUUUCGCGAAUUCACGAAACUCCGAUUUUGAGCUUCAUAUCAGGCACGAAACAAGGGGACGCGGAGUUGAUGUCAUACUUAAUUCAUUGGCUCAACAUAUGUUGCAGGCUUCUGUUCGGUGUCUUGCUCAAAACGGACGAUUCUUAGAAAUAGGUAAAGUAGAUUUAUCGCAAAAUUCGCCUCUUGGUAUGGCAGUGUUCCUCAAAAAUAUUACUUUCCAUGGCAUACUUCUGGAUGCGGUGAUGGAUCCUAACGUUGGGAAGAAAGAAGACUGGCAGGAAGUAGCGCGCUUGGUUCAGGAUGGCAUUAAGAGCGGAAUUGUACAACCUCUUUCGUAUAUUGCAUUUUCGAGUGAAAAAGCUGAAGAAGCAUUCCGUUUCAUGUCAUCUGGUAAACAUAUCGGAAAGGUUUUAAUGGAAAUUCGACAAGAGGAACCGGAAAGAGUGUGCGUACCAUCACCAAUUAAAGUGCGAGCGAUAUGUCGAACAUUAUGCCAUCCAAAUCAUGUUUAUCUCAUUACUGGUGGCCUUGGUGGAUUUGGCUUAGAACUUUCGCAAUGGCUUAUUAAUAGGGGUGCUAAAAAAUUGGUGCUAACUUCUCGAAUGGGAAUCCGGACAGGCUAUCAGGCUCGUUGUGUCCACUUUUGGCGUCGAACGGGUAUUUCGGUUCUUGUUUCAACGCUUAAUAUUGCUCGUCUAUCAGAUGCCCACGAGUUGAUGUUGCAGUGUAAGGCAUUAGGUCCAAUUGGUGGUGUCUUCCAUCUUGCUAUGGUGUUACGCGAUUGCUUGUUUGAAAAUCAAAAUGUACAAAAUUUCAAGGAUGCUGCUGAAGCGAAAUACUGGGGAACCCUAAAUUUAGAUGCUGCUACCCGAAAUGCAUGCGGUGAAGAACUUAGGUG